This is a messenger RNA of Erigeron canadensis, 3006 nucleotides long. RefSeq lists its product as uncharacterized. Lineage: Eukaryota; Viridiplantae; Streptophyta; Magnoliopsida; Asterales; Asteraceae. The coding region runs from base 53 to 2866 and encodes 937 amino acids. The record is from RefSeq and is a predicted model, not a curated record. The transcript has 4 exons.
AGCUCGAGUUUGACUCGUUUUAAACAUUUUCGCUUUGGAAUUGGUUUUAGGAAUGGGCUUGGCCCGUAACCCGAAUACAAGAAGCUCAGAUUACUUAGACGGAAUGUUGGGUGACAACGGUGUCAAAACGAACAAAUGGAGGUCACAAAAGAGCACAUCGGCCCGACUUGUGACCCUCCUUACUUGCCUUCAAUUUGCAUUUGCUGUUUAUGCAACUUUCUUGUUAUACUACAUGAGCCCAUCCAUUGAUUUACGUACUACACCCAAACCCGAUUUCACUUGGGCUUCAAGAAUCGCGCAACAUUGGAAACAUUACAUUAUUCCACCACACGUUAUAAGCCGGUAUCAAGAAGCCACUUCAAACGUGAUCCUCGAACCACAACCCAUGGUAUCGAUCUCGACUCCUAUUGAAGUUUGUGAGCAUGAAAAAAUCGAGUUUGAACAAAAAAAGUCCAACGAUGCACUUAUGAUCAAGAUCAAAAGAGAGCUUUAUGAUGAAGUGCUUAAAUUUCAAAGCAAAAACAUUGGGACCGAGUCGUUAACAGAGUUGAUGGCAAUGAAGUCGAAAUGGGACAUGAAAAGUCCAGAAAAUACACCAAAAGUUACGGUUAUUUUAAACCAUUUUAAACGUAAGACCCUGUGUUCUCAAAUAGAGUCAUUGUUACAUCAAACUCUGCCUUUUCAUCAUGUUUGGGUGCUUUCAUUUGGAAGCCCAAACGAGGCCGGUUUAAAAAGAAUCGUCGAGAGCUACAACGACACGAGGAUAAGUUUUAUUAGCUCGACAUACGAUUUCAAGUACUAUGGGAGGUUUCAAAUGGCAUUACAAACCGAAGCUGAUCUUGUGUACAUUUUGGAUGAUGACAUGAUACCCGGGACAAAAAUGUUGCAAAUCAUGUCACAUGUUGCUGGAACCGAAAAAUAUAAGAAUUCGGUGUUGGGGAGUAUUGGAAGGAUCUUGCCGUUCCGGCAAAAGGAUUUUACGUUUCCGAGUUACCGCAAAUUUAGAUCGAAAGAAGCAGGACUAUAUUUGCCUGACCCUGCAUAUGACAUUACAGUUGAUAAAAUUGUCCAGGUUGAUUUUCUUUCAAGCUCUUGGUUUCUGUCAGCGGAACUAGUCAAAACUCUUUUUAUCGAGACUCCUUUCACGUUCAUGACAGGCGAAGAUCUGCAUCUAAGUUACCAACUUCAGAAGUACAGAAACGCGGGUUCAUUUGUGCUCCCUGUCGACCCAAAGGAUAAGGAAACUUGGGGCGACAGUGAGCACAGACUUGCCUACGUUUCUGAAACCACUGUCAUUUUCAAAGACGUGGUUCAAGUCCGAGAUGACCAAUGGUGGCGAGCUCUCUCAACCGGCUACGUAACUCAAUGGGCCGCGAUGAACCCUCAAAAAAUCGACGCCCUUUUCUACGCUCACUCAGUAGACGAAGUCAAAGCCUUGGCCCCACUCCUUGAGAAGUUUCGAUCAACUUUUGGGAAAAAGGCUUACAUUGUAGUCCCGGGGGGCGGGUUUUGUUCGUGUGAGGAAGCCACAUUAGCCCUGCAUUGGCCAAAAACAGUGUGUAAAGAAAGAAGGUUUAAGAUUUUUGACUUGGGUGUAGGUGCGGUUUCAGGAAUUUCAAAUUCUGAGGUGCCGGUGAUGCAAGCAGUUUAUGCUAGUAUGAAAGGAUUGAUCAAGGUUCAUAACCCGAGUGUCGUGAUCACAGUUGAUGAUAUCGAUUCAAGCGUGAAGAAAGCCUUGAAAAUGGCUACUGAAACAAAUUCAAAUGGUUCGGCUCUGGUUCAUUUGCCUAGACCCACCAUUACAAAGGCUCUUUGGAUGGCUGAUAUUCGCUCAACCGCUUUACCAAAUUGGAACCGAAUGACGAUAUCUGUGAACAUUAUAACUCAAAACCGAGUGAACUCUCUAAUGAGGCUACUCAAGUCGCUAAAGGAUGCAUAUUACCUAGGAGACGAGGUCCCAAUAAGCUUCAACAUGGACACUCGAGUCGACAACUCAACUCUAAGACUCAUAAAGAGCUUUGAUUGGCCUCAUGGACCAAAAACUCUAAGAAGACGAAUCAUCCAAGGAGGUCUAAUACGAGCGGUUAGUGAAAGUUGGUACCCGUCGUCUGAUGAUGACUUUGGUCUUCUAUUAGAAGACGAUAUCGAAGUCUCUCCUUAUUACUACUUAUGGGUAAAAUACGCACUUUUGUCAUAUCACUAUGACCCUCAAGUUUCAUUCCCUGAACUUUCGUCAAUCUCUUUAUACACACCACGUUUGGUUGAGGUCGUUAAAGAACGACCCAAAUGGAAUGCAACCGAAUACUUUAAACACAUUCAUCCAAACACACCUUACCUCCAUCAAUUACCGUGUAGUUGGGGUGCGGUUUUCUUUCCAAAACACUGGAGAGAGUUUUAUGUGUACAUGAACAUGAGGUUUACCGAAGAUGCAAAGAAAAACCCUGUACAAAUCCCGAAAUCAAGAACAAAUGGAUGGCAAGCUUCAUGGAAGAAGUUUUUGAUUGACAUGAUGUAUCUGAGAGGGUAUGUUAGUUUGUACCCAAACUUCCCUAACCAAAUGAGCUUUUCGACGAACCAUAUGGAGCCCGGGGCGCAUAUUAGUGCCAAAGACAACGUCGUUCGUCAUAACAAGACUGAUUUCGAGGUUCCCUUGUUGAAGGAUGACUUUAGAAACUAUUUGCCAAAUGGGAAAAUGCCACCGGCUUCAAAGUUGCCAUCCAUAAAUCUGUUUAAUCAAGCAGUUUCAUUGAAGGGGUUGAAAUCAGCAGGAUCAAAACUGAGACAAGAUGUGAUUAAUUGCACUGUUACUGAGGUAGUGAUGGUUGAUCAUGAAACUGGUCUUCCUUCACAUUGUGCAACUUUCUGAUUGUAAUGAUAUAUAUCUAACAGAUUCAUUUUUUUUAUGUUUAUUUUCUUUAAAUGUUGGAAUGAUUGAUUCCCAUUUGUAAACGAAUGGGAAUUGGAGGGGAGGAAAGGGAUAAAAUUUGUUAAGAAAUGACUUAACUU